This is a messenger RNA of Hyalella azteca, 1740 nucleotides long. RefSeq lists its product as uncharacterized. The record is from RefSeq and is a predicted model, not a curated record. The coding region runs from base 268 to 1584 and encodes 438 amino acids. The transcript has 10 exons. NCBI's taxonomy places the organism in Eukaryota, Metazoa, Arthropoda, Malacostraca, Amphipoda, Hyalellidae.
CUUAGCGUUCCCUGAGUGCCUUAACUUAGCGUUCCCUGAGUGCCUCAACUUAGCGUUCCCUGAGUGCCUCAACUUAGCGUUCCCUGAGUGCCUUAACUUAGCGUUCCCUGAGUGCCUUAACUUAGCGUUCCCUGAGUGCCUUAACUUAGCGUUCCCUGAGUGCCUUAACUUAGCGUUCAUUGAGUGCCCUAACUUAGAGUUUUAAUAAAGUUUAACAAAGCGCUGACAUCGUAAAUAUCUUCGGUAUAAAAGGUCGGGAAGGUCAAGAUGACCAAACUCCUUCCCCUGAUUCUCGCCGGAAUUUUGACCACGUUGCUCCAUGAAGCCCAGGCGAGCCUGCCUCCAGGCCCUGCUGUUGAUGUGCUUGUGACCCCCAAAGGCUCCAUGGCAUCGUGCAAGAAAACCAAAAGGUCGGUCGUGUUCCAGUCCAUCAAGUCUAAGAAGGGGAUCAUGUAUAACCGCGCAUACACUCACCCGGAGAUAUUGAAAUGCUUCGGAAGCUCCCAGCCGAGCGCGGUCACCUUCAGGGACUGCGUCAACGCUGCCGCCGUGGCCGGACACUCCACUUUGUCCUUCGAUGGUACCACCUGCUCCACCUACAACGCAACUGUCCCGAGUCAUACAUGUGCCGACCAGAAGGCAGCAGCGGCAAACUACAUAGCCAUCUACCAGGCCAACCCAACUCUGGUCAAGCCAAAUUUCGGAAAUUUCAAAGUGUUGACGGUGGCUGCGAACCUGAAGGCGAGUACGAAUAACAACUUCGACGUGACGUGGACUUCAAACGAUGGUGGCUGCAACUACCCCGGCUUCAUCGUCAGCUUCUCCGGCCAGGAAAAGUACGUCGAAGACACUCCACCGGGAACGGAAAUAUUGAACGUCCCAGGGUGCAGCACAAACGUCACCGUCUCCUUCGGUCUCCCCACCGGAGAGAAGUUCGGUACCACCGCCCAGACGGUGGUGACUACCAAGCCAGCAUCUCAGCGCAGAUGGCCGUUCAAUGUGGUGCCAGGAUUCACAAUGGAAGUCAACUUAUACCCGAACAAAACGAUCAGCGUAUCUUACGACGCUUCCCCUGGAUGCGGUAGCUUCACCCAGUUCAGCAUUGUGUUUAACAUCCUCUACACGGACGGCCGCCGUAAUCCGGAGCUCAUCUUCCCCAUAUCGGAACCAAAAGGCACCAUCAAGAUCGGCACAGGGGAUGUGAAUGAUAUUUGCCUGGCUAUCAUGCUCGUUAUCGAGUACACCCAGACGACGGACAGCAGAAAUGACACGGAUGACCAUCAGUUCUUUUUACCUCUCUACGGACUCUUUGAUGAAAAUCUGUACUCCUACGAAGUGAAUGGGUCCGAUGUCGUCUUCCACUGGCCUACUAACCUGACAGCUUACGACGUCUGUGGCGUCCUCCCCGGUACCACACUGGCAAUCAAGAAAUCGUUCGGUGGUGGCAACACUUUCACGGCGCCUAUAGCUGCUGGCAGCAUCACACUCACCAACCUGGCAUCUUCGCUAUCAACCCUUGUCACUGUGAUGGAUGCUAGCUUGAACAUCGCUCUGGCACAAGUCUACAUGACUCGACCUGUAUAAGGCGGUUCACUGCACUGGUUCGACAAUGGUUCCCUGCAGCGGUGCAUCACGAACCGCUCCCAAUGGGACCCUGCAUGCAUGCCAUGCCUAUAACAGUUUCAAAUCAGAAACCGUAGGCAGAAGUGAACCAGCCGGGUUGAAUAAAUAUUAUUGGUG